Molecule: messenger RNA, 7128 nt
Organism: Xyrauchen texanus (razorback sucker)
Lineage: Eukaryota; Metazoa; Chordata; Actinopteri; Cypriniformes; Catostomidae
Product: F-box only protein 38-like
Exons: 21
Coding region: 441-3839 (1132 amino acids)
Biological process (GO): protein K48-linked ubiquitination; SCF-dependent proteasomal ubiquitin-dependent protein catabolic process
Cellular component (GO): cytoplasm; nucleus
Molecular function (GO): protein binding
Source: RefSeq, a predicted model, not a curated record
CUCUGGCUUCACAUCGCUGCUUAACGCGGAUCCAGACCGAUUUUAUCUGCUGCAUAUCUUCCAAUUCACCGUAAAUCACUCUUCUAGGGUUUGCGUGAAAUUCAGAGGACAUAUACAGACCAGGUUCUACUGCAAUUUUCCCCUCAAAGCAUUGUUAAAUAAUUAAAUAACAGCGGUGAGAUUGCUGACAGCUGAAUGUUAGCUAGAGCUGUUCAUACAGUACAACCUGAAACAUAAAUAACAACAACAUCCUCAUCUCCAUCAUCCUCUCCACUUGCAGCGGGUCACUGAACUGGUCCACUCCUGCUUUAUUUGACCAUGAUACAUCUCAACAAGCGCUGUUAAAAUCCACAUAUAUCCUGGAAACCUGCUAAAAGCGGACCAGGGGAGAAAGAGUGACUUUGUUACCUUGCUCAGGUGAAUAUCUCACUGCCCUGGACAUGACGGGCCCACGGCGGAAGGUCACCAGGAAUCAAAGUUUGUGGGGAGGAACGUUCAGCUCGCUCGGACAUGAGGAACCCAAAGACUAUAUCAAUGAGCUCUCACAUGAGGUGCUCUGCCAUAUAUUUCGAUACCUGCCCAUGCAGGACAUAAUGUGUAUGGAGUUUCUGUCACGUAAACUGCGGGAGGCAGUGACUUUGUACUUGCGAGUGGUAAAGGUGGUCGACCUUUGUGCCAGCCGGUGGUGGGAGUACAUGCCCUCAGGUUUCACAGACUCCAGUUUCCUCAUGCUGAUGAAGAAGAUGCCUGAUUUGGAGCAGCUGUAUGGUCUUCAUCCACGUUACCUAGAAAGACGGAGGGUUAGAGGUUACGAGGCUUUCAGUAUUCCUGGUGUUUUGGAGGCUCUACAGGCCUGUCCCAACCUUAUUGGUGUGGAGACAUCACAUCUGGAGCUGGUGGAGGCAAUAUGGAACUACAUGCCUCAGGUUCACAUUCUGGGCAAGUUCAGGAACCGAAACGGGGCUUUUCCUAUUCCAUCUGAGAACAAACUCACCAUUCCAGUUGCAGCUAAAAUCCAGACUCUCCAUCUUGUCGGUGUGAAUGUGCCAGAGAUCCCCUGUCUGUCCAUGCUCCGCCAUCUGUACCUGAAAUGGGUGCGCCUCACCAAGCCUCAGCCCUUUAAAGACUUUCUCUGUGUAAACUUGCGUACAUUCGUCAUGAGGAACUGUGCCGGUCCCACCAAUUCUCUAAAGUAUGUGCCUCUUGUCACCGGUCUGGCCUCCGCCCGCAACCUUGAGCAGCUGGAGCUGGUGAGGGUGCCCUUCUUAGGGGGACUGAUUCAGCAUGUGGUGGAGGACAGCUGGAGGUCAGGGGGGUUUCGUAAUUUGCACACAAUUGUAUUUGGUGCCUGUAAGAAUGCACUUGAAGUCGACUUGGGCUACCUCAUCAUUACUGCUGCUCGCAGAUUGCACGAAGUUCGAAUCCAGCCUUCCUUAGCCAAAGAUGGGGUGUUCUCUGCACUGAAGAUGGCUGAACUGGAAUUCCCCCAGUUUGAGACUUUGCACAUUGGAUAUGUUGAUGAGUUCUUAUUGCAGUGUAAAAUGAGCCAUGCUGAGUUAGUGAAAUAUGGUCUUGCUGAUGUGAUUGAGAAUCCAGGAAUCAUCACAGACAUUGGAAUGAAGGCUGUUAAUGAGGUGUUUGCCUCCAUCAAGUAUCUUGUUAUUUAUAACUGUCCACAUCUUCAUAACCCGCACAACUGGAUUACAGAUCACUCUCGCUGGAGUCGGUUGGUGGACCUCACUUUGGUGCGCUGUCAUGCUAUCAAGCUGGAGUCUUUCAGUCAGUUCAUCGAGAUGCUUCCCAGCCUGGAAUUCAUCUGUCUGGACCAGAUGUUUCGUGAGCCUCCUAAGGGGUGUGCACGUGUGGGACUCAGUGCAGGCACAGGUAUCGGUGUAUCAUCUGCCCUGGUCAGCAAUCAAAAUUCCAACAACGAUAAUGACAACAAUAACAACAACAAUCACCAGAACAAUAACAAUGCAAACAUUCCACCAAAUAACAAUGACAAUCAGGCAGAAGACGUUCCUCAACAACAUCACCGAGGUGCAGAGGAGAUUCCUGAUGUAGAGGGCAUGGUGGCAGAGCCUGUUCUUGUGACUGGUAGUCCAGCAGAAGACACCAAAAGUUCCAGCCAGACUACUAAUCCUUCACCUGAGCAGGAUGAGGAACAAGCAGGGCCUAGUGGAGUUCAGACUGCUGUGAAGAAGCAGUCCGUGGUGGUGUCAGACUCAGACAGUGAGGACGAGUACAGUCCAGUCAGGACGCAGGGUGCUGCCCGCUCUCAAGGCCAGUACACUGAGACAGAAGCCCAGGAGAAGAGCAGCACAGCUGUGACUCCACAUGGUAAAGGAAAAACGCCACUUCGUAGGCGUGGCCCACAGCCUCAUGAGCUAAGCUGUGAGAAAGGCUGUCAGGUAACCAGCGAGCAGAUCAAGGCUGACAUGAAGGCAGCCAGUGAGACAGCUGAGUGUGGGGGCAGAGAAGGAAACAGUGGGGCUGGACCUGCUUCAGGCUAUGCUUCUGGGAGCUGCGUUUGCUCCAUUCGCUGGAGGGAGGACUCAGCUAAUCAGGUGGGCCAGGGUGGGGCGGGUAGGGGGGAUGAAGAAAUGAUUAGGACACGCUGCACAUGCAGCAGGUCUCGUUCUGCCUCUGAAAACAGGACUCGCAGUGGCCACAACCAGCCAGAAGGGGGCGACAACUGCAUGCCAGAACAUCACAGCCAGGAGCAGAGAUCAGGGGGAGAUGAGAUGGAGGACAGGCACUCCAACACUCCAUCCAGAACUCAGAGCUCAUCUGAGGGCCAUGCAGGUCACCAGCAGGGCCUGAGUACAGAUUCAUCACACAGAACCCCAACAGAUGAGUUCCCCAGGAGACCAGUCACUCGUGCCAGCAGCAGACUUUCCUCUGUGCCCCUGGUGUAUGAGUCAGAGCUGCCCAAAGCAAAGCCACAGCCUGCAGUGAAGAGGAAACGUAUGGCAGACAAGUCCACCAGCACCAGUGACCCUGUGACUGAAGAUGACCACGUGCAGGUUCUAGCCCUUAAAUCUAAGAACCUGGUGGGGAUCACACUUACAAAUUGUGGUAUCACAGACCUAGUCCUUAAGGAGUGCCCCAAAAUGAUGUUUGUCCACGCCACUCGCUGUAGGGUGCUGAAACAUCUGGUAGUGGAAAGUGCGCCUAUAGUGAAUCGCUUUGACUAUGCGCAAUGUAAAAAAAUGGACAUUAUGCAGGUACUGGAUCAGAUCUUGCGAAUGCCCCCGGAAAGAAACCGCAUCAUUUACAUGAGGCCCAUGCAGCAGAUUGACUCUCUGGCUCUGGAGAAAAAGCUCUUCAGUGGUCCGUACCCAUACCAUAUUGCUAUUAUCCAUGAGUUCAGCAACCCACCUAAUGUCAGGAACAAAGUGCGUGUCCGUAGCUGGAUGGACACUAUUGCCAACAUUAGCCAAGAACUCAUCAAGUAUGAAUUCUUUCCGGAGGCCACACGGACAGAAGAGGAUGUAAAGAAGUAUCCCAGCUAUCCCUGGGGCCGAGACAUCUACACAUUAGAGGGACUAGUAGAUGGGGCACCAUACUCUAUGAUCACAGAUUUCCCAUGGCUUCGUUCUUUACGCACAGCAAAGCCCAACAGUUACGCUCGAUAUGACUUUGAGGAUGAUGAAAGCACAACUAUCUAUGCGCCACGGCGUAAAGGACAGCUAUCGGCUGACAUCUGUAUGGAAACGAUCGGCGAGGAGAUCUCAGAGCGGCGGCAGACAUGUAAGGGCGUUUUCCAGCGCGUAGUGGUCAUCUUCAUCCACUACUGUGAUGUUCGUGGAGAACCAGUGGAAGAUGAUUACAUCUAGAACAGUCACUGCUCAGCCAGAGGGCCUGGAGAUGAUGAAGGGCUCUAAUUUAGCCCUCUGCCAGGCUCUGAUCACCCCUGCUGCCUUCUGAAUGAGAACAGAGAGGCAUCUUAUACAGCCUCAGUGUUGAAUGCCAAGACAUUUCCAGUUGCCUUUAUAUCGGAGACUACUUGAAACUGAUCGCAUUGAAUAAUCCAUUGUUAACCAUUGCUUUCAUGUGUGAAGUUGAUGGACUGAUGAACUGUAGAAUAAUUGUGUCUUGUCCUUUUGCUUGUGUGUCUCUUCUCGUCAUGAAAGAGGAAUAGCAGCCUGGUACUGACUUGCUGCACCCUUGCUGUAAAGAGUUGGUGAUGGCGUCAUCAGCUGUUUGAUUUGUUAACAGUUGUGCAUGAGGAAAAAGACAUGUAGAGCCACGACAGGUGGUAAGUGAAAUCAAUUGUUUGGGUUUUGGUGGAAACAGAAAUAAAUCCCAUGGUAUAUUUCUUUUUCCUGAGCUUUUUUUUAUUUUUAUAACCCAAGCAGGAUUUUUGCCACAUAGCAUAAUGUCUUGGCUAGGAUCUAUGCCUCACUGGCAAUAUCAUCAUUCUAGAGUGCUUUUUUUUUUUUUUUUUGCACCUCAUACCUUUCAUGCUGGUGAGAGACGUUUUUCUUUUUUUUUGUCAUAUUUUAUACUUGUUUUUCAUCUCAAUGUCCCCCAGAGGUUGGUUCAUUGGUUUUGGUUAUUUGAUUUUCACUAUUAACAUUGGUGUAAAUCAGUUUAACCCAGAACCUGUUGAAGAGAUGUUGUAACUGUUUCUUGACCUUUGAGAGGAACAUGGCACCCUGUGGUCCUCCAUAGAGCUAAAAACAAAUUGUGGAAAAAAGAGAUGUGUGUGAGACAUAAGUGUUUUAUGCAAUAUUUUUUAGACCAAUCCCUUUAGUUGAAACAACAUUUUUAUGAACCUACAGCAGUAUAGUUUUAAAUCAAAAGUACAGUGCAUAACGUUACCAAGCAUAUCCCAUAUUCAUCUUCAGAUGACUUUGACGCACACUCUUUUUCACACAAGCGCUCUCUCUACUUAGGGUGAAGCAUCUUCAAAAUGGCCUCGACAAUUUGCAGCCAUUAACCUGCAUAAUAAUAUGAGACCUGUAAAAAGUACUCCAUAGUAUUACAGGUAUCUAGAUUCCUCAUUCCUUCUUUCUUGCCUAGUCCAUGUUGUAGCUAAAUGUUUUGUGUGCACAAAAGAAGAAAAAGUGGGAAUAAAACAGAACACACAAUAUGUCUUAACUGGCAGCUUGGUGCAGAAUAGAUUUUACCCACUUGUGUUUGUGAUGAGUGGUAAGGAAAACUUGUUUAAUUAGCAGAGGGUUGAGAGUCCAAGAGCUAUUAAUGCACGAACCCCCCUUCUAGCUGCUCUACUUUAUAUUUUUUCUGGGUGACCAACUCUGCAAUGCUCAGAAGCCAAGAAACUACAUGGAUUGAUUCUACACCCAUGCUGAGCACUGCAGAAACUUGUGUACAAAGCCUGUGUACAUAAAUUCUGUAUUUAAAUGACCUUCCAAGAUUGGUUUUAUAUGUUUAUAUGACGAAUAAAUAUUUCACAAAAUAAAAUUGGAAGUUGUGGCAUGACUAUUUAUUUUUAUGGUCCCACUUUACACACUGACGAGUCAAAACAUUAUGACCACUCACAAGUGAAGCAAAUAACGUUGAUUAUCUCCCAACAAAGCCACAUGUCAAGGUCUGGGUAGAUUAGUUGGUAAGUGAAUAAUCAGUUCUCAUAGUCAACAUGUUGAAUGCAGGAGUAAAGACCUGAGCGACUUUGGCAAGGUUCAAAUUGUAAUGGCCUGAUGACUGGCUCAGAGCAUCUCUGAAACUUCAAGGCUUGUGUGGUGCUCACGGUCAGCAGUGGUGAGUACCUACCGACAGUGGUCUGAGGAUUAACAAACCAUAAAAUGGCAACAGUGUGUUGGGUGCCCAAGGCUCACUGGUGUAAAAGGGCAAUGAAGGCUAUCCCGUCUGGUCUGAACCAACUGAAGGUCUACUGUGGCACAACUUGCAAAAGUUUUAAAGAUUAUUAUGGGAGGAAUGUGUUACAGUGCAUUGCACCCUGAUGCCCAUGGGGCUGCAUAGCCACAGACUGGUCAAAGUGCCCAUGAUGACCCCUGUCCACCAUCUAAAGUUUCUACAAUGGGCACGUGAGCAUCGGAACUGGAACAUGGAGCAGUGGAAGCAGGUCGUCUGGUCCGAUUAGUCCCUUUUACUUUUACAUCACCUGGUCGGUUGUGUAGGUGUGCACCUAUACCUGGGGAAGUGAUGGCACCAGGAUGCACUGUGGGAAGACUACAAGCUGAUGGAGGGAGUGUGAUGUUCUCCGAGGAAACUCUGGUCUGGCCAUUCAUGAUGUCAAUUUGACACAUGCCACCUACCUAAACAUCACUGCAGACCAGGUUCACCCGAUCAUGACAAUGGUAUUCCCUGAUGUCAGUGGCCUCUUUCUUCAGGAUAAUGCGCCCUGCCACACUGCACACAUUGUUUGGGAAUGGUUUGAGGAACACGAUGAAUAUGAAGAGUUCAAGGUGUUGAUUUGGCUUCCAAAAUCCCCAGAUCUCAAUCUGAUGCUAACAAGUCUGAUCCACGGUUGCUCCACCUCCCAAUUUACAGUAUGUCAAGGAUCUGCUGCUAAUUUCUUGGUGCCAGAUACCACAGGACACCUUCAGGGGUAUUGAGGGUCCAUGCCUCGGCAGGUUGGCGCUGUUUUGGUCAUUAUGUUUUGGCUCAUCUGUGUAUUUGUUGUCUUUAAUUACUAUGUACUAACAUUAAAAUACAUACAAUACAAUGUACUUAUUGUGUAACUAUGUGUUGUUCUGCAAAAUUCUCACAAGAUUCACAUUUGCUGCAACUGAGGAUGAGGAAUAGGUAGGUGUAGGGGUAGGGUUUGAUUUAGGAUUGGGGUUAAGGUUAACGGUGUACAGUAACUACAGAUGUAAUUAAAUGCAACAGGUACACAUGUACACUGCCAUUCAAAAGUUUGGGGUCACUUGCCUGAAAUGUUUCUCAUGAUCUUAAAAAUCUUUUGUUGUGAAGGUGUAUGCUUAAAUGUUUGAAAUUAGUUUUGUAGACAAAAAUAUAAUUGUGCCCACAUAAAUUAAAUUACAAAACUACAUUUUUAUUUAAAAGUUUUUAAGUUUUUGAAAUGAUGACGUGGACUGAAUAAUUAAGAAAAGCAGCCACUAAGUGCCCAGCAUAUAGAUGGGAACUUCUUCAAUACUGUUUAAAAAGCAUCCCAGGGUGAUACCUCAAGAAUUUGGU